AUGGCUCGAGUGCGCGCGACCUUUGCUCUCGCCACCGCCCUCUCGGCUGCGUCGGCGUUGGUGCAGUCUGGUUGCUUGAGCAGGCGCGCUGCGCUAGCGAGCCUCGCCGCUUUGCCGUGCUGCGCUCCUGCGCGCUCGAUUGCCGAAGGCAUCUACGGUCGCGACGACCGGAUCGUCGUGCCAGUACUCGGUGACCUCAUGGGCUUCGUCGAGUCUGGCGGCAGCCUCGACCGUGCGCAGGCGCAGCUUCGCAAGCUCGCCGACUCCUUGGGCCAGCUCGACCAGCUCGCUGUCGAUCUGGCGCUGCCCGGCUACAGAGGCACCAGAGAAGACAGCAUCACAGUCCUGCGGCUCUCGGCCAUCUACUUCAAGAGCGCGCCGGCGGUCAUGGUGCUUGCCACCAAGAUGGCACCGCUGAGCGGAGAGGAUCUCUCCAAAGCCGCAGCGCUGACCAACAGCUUUGAGGCCUCAAUUGCGUCUCUGGAGCAGGGCUGCCGCGUGGACGACGUCCCCGCGCAGCAGGCGGCACUGGAGCGGGCACGCGGCGCGCUGACUUCCUACCUCGAGCUCGCUGCCGUCCACAACGCCGUGCCGAGCCGCGCGGGUGAGGCAGUCCGCAUUCCUUCGGAUGCCGUGAAGCGGGACACGCUCGGCCAAGCUGCUCUGGAGGGGGUGUGCAAGGCGGCGGAUUGCGAGUCUGUGCGCCGUGCGAACAAUUUGUAG
Emiliania huxleyi CCMP1516 is the source of this 723-nucleotide messenger RNA. RefSeq lists its product as hypothetical. NCBI's taxonomy places the organism in Eukaryota, Haptophyta, Isochrysidales, Noelaerhabdaceae. The transcript has a single exon. The record is from RefSeq and is a predicted model, not a curated record. The coding region runs from base 1 to 723 and encodes 240 amino acids.